Messenger RNA from Melitaea cinxia (Glanville fritillary), 1380 nucleotides. RefSeq lists its product as uncharacterized. The transcript is spliced from 9 exons. Lineage: Eukaryota; Metazoa; Arthropoda; Insecta; Lepidoptera; Nymphalidae. Gene Ontology annotation, molecular function: serine-type endopeptidase activity. The coding region runs from base 1 to 1353 and encodes 450 amino acids. Gene Ontology annotation, biological process: proteolysis. The record is from RefSeq and is a predicted model, not a curated record.
AUGUAUUUUCACACUUUUAUUUUAUCAGUUUUAUUUAGGAUAUCAGUGUGCAUGUUGAGGGACUUUUCUACUUGUCAUGACGAUUUUAAUUUGAAACCCCCUGAUGGAAUACUAAAGGAACACACAUUCAGUUGGCUUGGCUUUGUACAAUAUCUACAUGUGACAACCGGUUUACCCCACCACAGCAAAGCGCCCCGCGUGGUUCUUAUACACAAGCAAUUUGCAGUCGGUACUGCUACAGAUAUGCUGAAUUUUCCAAAAAAUUAUAAACUCGGCAACGUUAUAUUUGGCGACUAUGAAAGAGACGAAGAGGACUGCGGUUUAACUCGUUCACAGGCCAAAAUGGGUGUCAAAUGUCCUCGUGCAUACUUCGAAAUGCCACUAGUUGAUAUCACGCCACAUCCUGAAUAUACUCGGUUCGGAGUUGGCAAUAGUCUGGCUUUGGUGAAAUUUCUUCGACCUGUUAAAUCUCAUUACAUGAUCCCAAUUUGUUUACCCACUUUAAUUGAACGUGAAAAUAAGCGAAAAAAUAAAGCAGUUUUUAUGGUCGACUAUUUAAGUUCUGUACCUAAAGACUUCGACUCAGAGAAAAUGGCUAAAAAGACAUUGAAAAUGUACACUCAUAAAGACUGCCGAAGACAUCGGAUGCGAUCACAACUAGGGAGCGAGGGUGUCACACACGUGCUAUGCAGUUCUGGUUGUGGGAUUCGCCCUGGAGCCCCCAUAGUCAGUCACGCCCUUGAAGGAACCUUCCAGCUUAUAGGCAUAGCAGCUGGCGGUGCUCCGUGCGCCCGUAGAUCUAUGCGCCGGAAACUUAAUCGUGAACCGCCUCUCUACAUAGACGUAUAUCCCUACGCAUCGUGGAUCAUCAACUACAUUACCGCACAUGUGCUUCCACGACCAUAUCCAGAAAAUUUUAUGCUGGCAGAAGAAGGCUCAAGUAUGGGUAUCCAUCGAGAGUACUUGAGAGCGCGACGAAAACAAAAAUCUGGGUGGCGAGCACGUACCUACGUCACUGGUGACUAUUGCUUCAAAAGUUUAAAAAAGCAACGGAAGACAGCAUUUUUCUAUUCAGAACAAUUUGAAGUUAACGCUGAUCCCCCUGCUAAAUUAAAUGUCAUAAUGAAGCUAUCGGCUGGAAUAGAAUGCACCAUUGUCUGUGCUCGUCUGUUGCUCCCGAACCGUUUAUCUAAGCCCGAAAUCGAAGGAGUUGGUGGUUACAAUAUUACCAUAACUUUUAACACCCUGUGGUUUCCCUACACUUUUUACUUUUCUUUGGGAUUAAAUGGAAAAAAUACCACUGAGAGAGAUUUCUCAAAAUGGAUUGGUGAAAGAUCACCUGGAUUCUGGUAAACUAGGAAAUAUACAGUUUUUAAGGGA